GGGGUGCUCCGGAAUGGCCGCUCUCAGGCUUCUUUCUGCCCAUACUCAUUCGCGUCGUGUUCGCAACGAACCCCCAGGAAAAAUGGCGACAGAGGAUAUUGACCGUGCUAAGAUGGAGUCUAUGCUGCGUACUCUAAAAUUAUCAGGUCAUGUUGGAUUUGACAGUUUACCCAGUCAGUUGGUGAAUAAAUCAGUACAAAAUGGAUUUCUAUUCAAUAUUCUUUGUAUUGGUGAAACUGGGCUUGGAAAAUCCACACUUAUGGAUUCCCUCUUUAAUACAAGCUUUGAAUCUAGUCCUAGCCCUCAUAAUUUGCCAUCAGUAAAGCUUAAAGCACAUACCUAUGAGUUGCAAGAAAGUAAUGUUAGACUGAAGCUAACUAUUGUUGACACAGUUGGUUAUGGUGAUCAAAUCAAUAAAGAGGAUAGUUUCAAGGCAGUUGUUGAUUAUAUAGAUGCACAAUUUGAAGCUUAUUUGCAAGAAGAAUUAAAAAUCAAGCGUAAUCUUGCAACUUAUCAUGAUAGUCGUAUCCAUGUUUGCCUUUAUUUCAUAUGUCCUACCGGUCAUGGCCUGAAAUCCAUUGAUUUAGUAUGUAUGAAAAAAUUGGAUACCAAAGUUAAUAUCAUUCCAAUUAUUGCUAAAGCAGAUACAAUAUCAAAGACUGAAUUACAGAAAUUUAAGAGCAAAAUCAUAUCUGAAUUGCAAAAUAAUGGAAUACACAUUUAUCAAUUUCCAAUUGAUGAUGAGACUGUAUCAGAUAUAAAUACCACCAUGAACGCUCAUGUACCAUUUGCCGUUGUUGGCAGCACCGAUUUCGUUCGCGUAGGAAAUAAAAUGAUGCGUUCCCGUCAAUAUCCAUGGGGUACAGUUCAAGUUGAAAACGAAUCUCACUGUGAUUUUGUAAAACUUCGCGAGAUGCUGAUAAGUACUAAUAUGGAAGAUAUGCGUGAAAAAACUCACUGUCGCCAUUAUGAACUUUAUCGAAAAAAGAGAUUAGAACAAAUGGGUUUCAGCGACGUUGAUAGUGAUAACAAACCAGUAAGUUUUCAACAGACAUGUGAAGCAAAAAGAUCCAUUCAUUUACAAGAAUUGCAACAAAAAGAAGAUGAAAUGCGACAGAUGUUUGUUGUUCGAGUCAGGGAAAAAGAAGCUGAAUUAAAAGAGGCAGAGAAAGAGCUGCACAGUAGAUUUGAUAAGUUAAAGAAAGAUCAUGCAGAAGACAAAAAGAAAUUAGAAGAAAAUCGUAAGAAACUCGAGGAUGAUAUACUAGAAUUUAAUAGACGAAAAGCGCAAUUUGCGCAGCAACCCCAACAUCAUACGUUAACGUUAGGCAAAAGCAAAAAGAAGUAAAGAGUAUUUGAUCACAAACACAUCUUUUUAUACCACUUGAAUAUAAUUAUUCAUUUUA
This is a messenger RNA of Camponotus floridanus (Florida carpenter ant), 1406 nucleotides long. It is a transcript of the gene Septin2, whose product is annotated as septin-2. Gene Ontology annotation, biological process: cytoskeleton-dependent cytokinesis. NCBI's taxonomy places the organism in Eukaryota, Metazoa, Arthropoda, Insecta, Hymenoptera, Formicidae. Gene Ontology annotation, molecular function: GTPase activity; GTP binding; molecular adaptor activity. The transcript has 8 exons. The record is from RefSeq and is a predicted model, not a curated record. Gene Ontology annotation, cellular component: septin complex; septin ring; microtubule cytoskeleton. The coding region runs from base 14 to 1348 and encodes 444 amino acids.